GUUUAGUGUUUCCUCGUUUUUGGUGGGGGAUAGGUACCCAAAAUAACCCGCAAUAAGUGAAAAUGACUUAGAGCUAAACAUAACACGUAACUUAAAAUUGUCAUUUCCAAAUACCCGCAAGGAAUGCUAGGUAGUCCAGCAGCAACAAUAUGAAUAUAAAAUAUUGGAUAUAAGAGUAUGUUAACUCCUUGUUUACUUCUCUGACGACCUCAACAUAUUUUGCAAUCAAGCAAAAAUGCGACAAACACGGCAAAAUUUACCACAAGCUACCCAGCAUACCAUGCAACAGGAAUAUAUGGGUGUUUUUUGGCAUGGGUAUUGUGCCAAGAUAUUUAUUUGUAUGUUCACAUGGUGCCGCAGGUAGGUUACUUUGUGUGUCGUGUGUGCUGAUGUUUUGUGUUGUUUGGAUGGCUUUUUUUUGUACAAGCUCCAGAUUGUCUAUUGACUAUUUUGGCAGCUCCAGCGUGCCACAAUAGCACUGCAAGUCGUGUUGCCAGCUACAGUUUCAAUGUUAAAGGGUUAAAAAAAAAAGAAUUCUGAGAUGCCCGGUGGGCCAGAUUAAUGCGCCUGAUGUGGCCCACGGGCCGCAGUUUGCCCACCAAUAUAUUUUAUGCACUUCUCUCAGGUAAGAACAUUUUCUCACACUUCUCUCUUGUUUAUAAACACUCUGAAAGUUCACAUUUUGAAAUUUUAUUAUCAACCUACUAGGUUGGACACAAGAAAUGAUUAAGUGACUCGUGCAAAUUUCACUCCUCUGACCGUACUUUGACCUGGCACUGUUCGACUAGCGUUUUUGUAUCCUUGUUAAAACAUAUCGCUCCUGUCGUAUUUACCCCACACGGUUAGCUGCUUGUGUUUCUUCUCUUUACAGUAUUGAUGUUUAGCAAUCAGCUCACAAGGUUAGCUAGUUUGGUAGCCAGGACCACAAUAGGAGAUUCCAGUGACAAUGGGCUGCAGCCAAUCAGGACACAGAAGACAAUGGGCAGUACAGACAGAAGAGAGAAUAGAGACCGCCGCCUGUGCUAAAGCACAGAACUGCCAACACUGCACUGGCCCCAAUGCAAUUCUUAAAGGGCCAACUGUAAACACAUUUUUUUAAGUCUGCAAAAGGUGAACUGCGAUGGAGCGAGGGAACACUGUAAUGUAAAAUCAAAAGUGUAAUUGAUUACGUUUGUCUUUUUUUUUAAUAUAUAAGAAUGUAAGAUUACACAUUAUUAUGGUGAAAUCGUUUUUUCAGUUCUUCUUUGCUCAUUUUAUUAAGACAAAACGUGCUGUUUUCAUAAAUCAAAAUUUAUAAAUUUUACAUGUUGCGCCAAUAUGUUCAAACCUUGAAAACAGUAGUUUUAAAAAUGUUGUUAUUCAGAAAUAACGUUUAUGCAGUUGGUCUUGUAGUUGUGAGAUGACCUGUGGUCUGUGAACGCCUCUAGAAUGGGGGGGGUGCGCGGCUAGUCGUGUCUUGUUAGCCGUCCGGCUGUCAGUCAUGUGACUUUCUCCUCAGAUUUUACUGCGAAGAAUAUGACAAACAUCCACUAAGGCUCCAGUCCCUCGUUUUCUUUUUCUUCUUCUACUUCUUCUUCUUGUGGAAGCGAAGCAAAGCUGGCCGGGCAGCAGCAGCAGCAUUUGGAGAGGCAGCCUCCGCCCUGGACGGACGAGCUGGCUGACAUGUCCCGGCACAUCUACAGCAGACACGGCCCGGGAGAUGGAGGCAUCAAGCCCGCCUUUCAGGUCAAUCGUGGGACGUACUCAAGAAGGAGUCGACUGAAGAGAUCAGAUGGCAGCACGACGUCCACCAGCUUCAUCCUCAGACAAGGGUCUGCCGACUCUUACACCAGCCGACCCUCAGACUCAGAUGUCUCCCUGGAGGAGGACAAGGAGGGCGGGCGGCAGGAGCGUGAGCAGCAGGCCGCCGUCCAACUGGAGAGAGCAAAGACCAAAGCGGUGGCGUUCGCCGUGAGGACCAACGUGAGCUACUGUGGCGCUCUGGACGAGGACGUCCCCGUGGGCGGGACCGCCGUCUCCUUUGAUGCCAAGGACUUCCUCCACAUCAAAGAGAAGUACAACAACGACUGGUGGAUCGGGCGUCUGGUCAAAGAAGGAUGCGACGUGGGCUUCAUUCCCAGUCCUCUCAGGCUGGAGAACAUCCGAGUGCAGCAGGAGCACAAGAGAGGACGCUUCCAUGGGGGCAGCAAGUCCAGCGGGAACUUGUCCUCCAGUCUGGGAGACAUGGUCUCAGGGACCUUCAAGCCCAAUCCUAACAAUGCAGGGAAACACAAACAAAAAGUGGCUGAGCACAUCCCCCCGUAUGACGUGGUGCCCUCCAUGAGGCCCGUGGUCCUGGUGGGGCCGUCCCUGAAGGGUUACGAGGUGACGGACAUGAUGCAGAAGGCACUGUUUGACUUCCUCAAGCACCGGUUUGAUGGCAGGAUCUCCAUCACCAGGGUAACGGCAGACAUAUCGUUGGCCAAGAGGUCAGUACUGAACAACCCCAGUAAGCGGGCCAUCAUUGAGAGGUCCAACGCCCGUUCCAGCCUUGCGGAGGUGCAGAGUGAAAUAGAGCGCAUCUUUGAGCUGGCCCGCUCCUUACAGCUGGUGGUUCUGGACGCCGACACCAUCAACCACCCGGCGCAGCUCCUGAAGACGUCCUUAGCGCCCAUCAUCAUCCACGUCAAAGUGUCCUCGCCCAAGGUCCUCCAGCGUCUAAUCAAGUCUCGAGGCAAAUCUCAAAGCAAACAUCUGAACGUUCAGCUCGUGGCGGCCGAGAAGCUUUCCCAGUGUGCGUCUGAGAUGUUUGACAUCAUCCUGGACGAGAACCAGCUGGAGGACGCCUGCGAGCACCUGGCCGAGUACUUGGAGGCGUACUGGCGGGCCACGCACGCCUCGCUGGGGGCGCCGGUCAACCCCCUGCUGGGACGCAAUCUGGGCUCCACCGCGCUCUCGCCGUAUCCCGCUGCCAUUCAGCAGGGUCAAAGGAACCGGAACAGCAACCACUCCACUCUAGAACUUUCCCCCAUGGAGCGUCGCAGCCUGAUGCCAGCGGACGAGAACUUCCACAACGAGCGGACGAGAAAGAAUCUCAACCGCCUGUCAUCCGGCUCGCAGCACAGCCGGGACCGGGACCACUCGCCUCUGAUGGAGGAAGACCCCUACCAGGACUCUUACAAGCCUCACCGGAAGCGAGACUCUAGACGCAGACUCUGAUUGGCGGUCUGGUUCUCCCUGCUGCUACGCUGACUUGGAUUUGAUCAACUACGAUCAAUAAGGCUCUUGUCCAUGUGCAGCGGGCUCAUGUUCCCUCCAGGACCGUAAAAGAGGAGACUGGACUGAACAUGACCUGCACACACUCCAAAAAACCCCCAUAGUGUGUGUGAAAAGGCAGGACAUGGCAGCACCGUGUUGGUGUUGUUGGGAGCCAGCACGUUGGAGGAGAUCUGCAUGUUGCCAUCCGGUGGCGGGAAUGAGACCAGAACCAGAUUGCAUUUUAAAGUACGUGCAGAACAGGAACUAAAAAAAGGAACCAGGAACUCCCCCAAUGCUAAGAUGUGUGAGUUGAUACACUCCUGAUCCAAAUCUUAAGACCAGUUGCUAGAAUGAUCAUGUUGCACAUUUGGAUCUUAAUGAGGUUCUAAGUAGAGCUACAAUAUGAAAAACAAGAAGGGGGGUGAGACAACAAGUAUUUUGAAAAAGUCAUUGAUUGAAAACAACAAAUAAACUGAAAUAGGCUGUUUAUCAGCUGAUCAAAAGUUUAAGACCAUCGCUCAAAAAAGAACCAAAAACUCUCCAAACCAGAACAACAAAUGUUGUCAGUAGGACUCAGUAAUGAGGAGCUCCACCGUUCUUGUUCAUCACUUCCAAAAUGGCUUUGGGCAUGCUUGAUGCCAGUGUUUCCAGGAGGCUAGUGGGAACAUUGCUCCAAGUGGUGAAGAUGGCUUCACCAAGGGCAUCAACUGUCUGGAACUGAUGGCCAUUUUUAUAAACUUCCCUUGCCAUCCAUCCCCAAAUGUUCUCUAUGGGAUUUAACAUGCAGGAUGGUCCAAAAGAGUGAUGCUAUUCUCCCUGAAGAAGUCCUUGGUCAAGCCAGCAUUGUGACCUGCAGCGUUGUCCUGUUGAAGAACCCAGCUGGUACCACACAGACGAGGGCCCUCGGUCAUGAGGGAUGCCCGCUGCACCAUCUGCACGUAAGUCCCCGCCGUUUGACGACCCCGCACCACCUGAAGCUCCUUUGUUCCACUGAAUGAACCCAGACCAUGAUGGACCCCCCUCCACUGUGCAGGUAGAAAACAUCUCAGGUGGGAUCUCCUUGUCAUGCCAGUAACGCUGGAAGCCAUCUGGACCGUCAAGGUUCCAUUUUAUCUCAUCAGAGAAUAAAACUUUGUUCCACCUUUCAAUGUCCCGUGUUUGAUGCUCCCUGGCAAAGUCUAAAAAGGAGACGAGGUCUUUGAAUUUGUCUUUUGUUUUUUAAAGCCUUUUCCCACAGAUGGCGUCUGAUGGUUAUUGCGCUGCAGUCGGCACCAGUGAGGACCUUCAUGUGGGUGGAAGACCGCCCUGUGUCUUGAUGGACAACCAAUCGGAUCCUCCGGCUCAGCGCAGGUGUGAUGUUUUUGGGUCUACCACUUGAUUUUUUUGUUCCAUGAGCUCAGGAUCCUUCAAAAAUGUAGAAUGACUGAUUUCCUGCUCCCAACCUCAGCAGCCAUGGCACGCUGCGAGAGGCCUUGCUUAUGCAGCUCCACAAUCCCACCACGUUGGAAAAGAGAAAGCUUCUUAGCUUCAGCAUCAGGAGGGCAUGACAGUGGGGACAUUUGGAGCACAUUUGGCCUUUUAUAGCCUGUGGUCUUAAACUUUUGAUCAGCUGAUAAACAGCCUAUUUCAGUUUAUUUGUUGUUUUCAAUAAAUGACUUUUUCAAAGUGCUUGUUGUCUCACCCCCCCUUCUUGUUUUUGCAUAUUGUAGCUCUACUUCAAACCUCAUUAAGAUCCAAAUGAGCAAAAUGAUCAUUCUAGCCAUUUUUCACUGAUCUUGAUCAGGAGUGUAUUUAUGUCUUAAAUGUCAUAUUUUCUCUUAUUACGUCUACUAUAUUGGGUAAUAGGAGUGUAAAUAGGCGUGUUAUCCCAUGCCUAGAGAGCUCAAAUAACGUUAAAAACUGUAUUUAGAAGGUGAUAAACAGGUUUUCUAUUCUCUGACUAUGAAAGUGUUCCAUUUAUAAAGAAGGAAUCCUCCUUUGCGGAAAUUCACUUAUCAUGGUCAGGCCUGGAGCCAAUCAACUAGGACAAACAAGGGAUUACGGUAUUGCCUGUUGGGCCAGCCGGCUGCAAACAUAGCCUGUGUCUUUCUUUGGGUUAAGUUACGACUAAGUAGGUGGCCCGUAUGGGGAUCAAACCCACCACCUUGGCAUUUUUAGCACCACACGCUAACCAACUGAGCUAAGUGGCCUCCUGGUGCUUUAGAAGACACUCCUGAAUGCGUGUGAAAAGGUCGGACAUGGCGACACCGUGUCAGUGUUCUUGGAACCCAGCACGUCGUCGGAACACACCCUAUUCUGUUUUUGUCCAACGUUCCAACAUUCAUCCUCUCCGGACUCCACUUUUGUCUGCAUCAUGAACACCAGCAGGACCAGCAGAACCUCAUCCAGAUGUUUGAGCUGCGUGGAACUAACACUGCACCCUAAAACCUAAGAAUGCUCAUGUAAGCACGUUUUAAUAGCAAGCGCAGCAGCAGUUCACAUUCACAUAUUAUUCACUCACAUAUCAACAAAUAUUAGCGUACCCUAUUUUACUAGGAUUACCAAUAUUUUGAGAAAAAGGUUGAAAUAUCAGAAAUAUGGAUUUUUAUGAGAAUACGUUUUUAAUAUGAUCAGGAUGACGUAAAAGAACAUACGGUAGUUGUACUGUUAAGGGACUGGAGUUGGCAUUUUACCCUCGACCAUACAGUCCUAAUUUCAGUCAUAAAAGUUGUAAUCCUAUCAGAAUAAACUUUAAAACGUUGUCAUUUUGUGAGAAUAAAAUGGUAAUUUACGUGAAUAAAGUUGUAGUAAUAUGACCAAAAAAAAUGCAACAACUUGUCAUUUUUCUGAGAAACAAAUACAUCAUUUUAGGAAACUAAAGUUGGAAUAUUUAUAUAUUCCUUAUACUGUACAUAUAUUCCAAGAAUAAAGUGGGAGUACUCUAUGAGGGGGAACAUGCAUUCAUGUUGUCAACUUGUUGAGAAAACAAUCCAGGAGAAUAAAGUU
This is a messenger RNA of Dunckerocampus dactyliophorus (ringed pipefish), 6222 nucleotides long. RefSeq names its product calcium channel, voltage-dependent, beta 4a subunit (gene cacnb4a). The coding region runs from base 1663 to 3198 and encodes 511 amino acids. Gene Ontology annotation, cellular component: voltage-gated calcium channel complex. Gene Ontology annotation, biological process: neuromuscular junction development; regulation of voltage-gated calcium channel activity; chemical synaptic transmission. The record is from RefSeq and is a predicted model, not a curated record. The transcript has 14 exons. Lineage: Eukaryota; Metazoa; Chordata; Actinopteri; Syngnathiformes; Syngnathidae. Gene Ontology annotation, molecular function: high voltage-gated calcium channel activity; protein binding.